Messenger RNA from Lucilia sericata (common green bottle fly), 926 nucleotides. Its product is annotated as armadillo repeat-containing protein 8-like. The coding region runs from base 17 to 889 and encodes 290 amino acids. NCBI's taxonomy places the organism in Eukaryota, Metazoa, Arthropoda, Insecta, Diptera, Calliphoridae. Gene Ontology annotation, biological process: proteasome-mediated ubiquitin-dependent protein catabolic process. The transcript is spliced from 3 exons. Gene Ontology annotation, cellular component: GID complex. The record is from RefSeq and is a predicted model, not a curated record. Gene Ontology annotation, molecular function: protein binding.
AUAAUUUUUUUUGUAUAUGUUACAGGUGAGGAUAGCUUCCGUCCGAUGUCUUCACUCAUUGUCAAGGUCUGUUCAACAACUAAGAACAACAUUUCAGGAACACACCAUUUGGGAACCACUGCUUGAUAUUAUAAAUAAUGAUCCUUCUAUAGAGUUUCUUGUUGUAGUAACUGCCACGCUUUGUAAUCUUCUUCUUGAAUUUUCUCCAGCAAAAAUGGAACUUAUUAAUUCAGGAAUUAUAGAAAAACUAUCGAAUUUAUCUGACCAUGAAGAAUCAUCAUUAAAGUUAAAUUGUAUAUGGGCUUUAAUGAACUUAGCGUAUCAAUGCGAAGAUGAUAUUAAAACUAAUAUUAUUAACACAUUUGGUUUAAGAAGAAUCCUAAAGAUUCUUAAUGAAUCGAAUCAAAUAGUUGUUUUAAAAACGUUGGGUUUGUUAAGAAAUCUUCUUUGCCGUACCUAUCAUAUUGAACUAAUAAUGACAACACACUCGAAAGAUCUACUAGAUGGCCUUUGCAUAGUUUUAGAAAAUAAUUAUUCACCUGAAAUAAAAGAGCAAGUGCUGUGCAUUCUAGCAAACAUUGCAUCAAUGAGUCACAAAGACUACAUAACAUCAAAUAGUAAUAUAAUGGACAUAGUUUGUGAGUUAUUGUUCAACUCCGAAACUAAACUUCAGAACGCUGCUUUAUACGUUGUAAAUAUUGUAAUGCAAUGUAGCGACGGUUGGUUUAUAAAUGCAUACACGGACAACUGUUACAAAACUAUUUUUAAACGUUUAGAUGAGUUAUAUAAAUCCCUCUCUGUUAUAAAACCACAGAGUGAUUAUGUUUGUAGAAUUUUAAAAGAAAUUGUUAUUAAAUGUAAUAAAAUGUACCCUGAAGUUUUUAACUAGUUUUAAUAAAUAUAUGUUUAUUAUAUUAACUAACACA